Drosophila miranda is the source of this 873-nucleotide messenger RNA. RefSeq names its product protein naked cuticle homolog. Lineage: Eukaryota; Metazoa; Arthropoda; Insecta; Diptera; Drosophilidae. The transcript is spliced from 3 exons. The coding region runs from base 161 to 820 and encodes 219 amino acids. The record is from RefSeq and is a predicted model, not a curated record.
AGUUGAAUUGAAGUUGAAUACAAAACUUUUCAUCCUUACAUUAUGUAUGCUUUCCGCUUUUCUACAAACUACAUUCCCGUGCAGACUUCGACCUUGGUCUUCAUAAUGCGAAUGUGUUCGUGCCCUGCGUAGUCGCAUUCCAUCCCUUGACAGCUCAACAAUGUGGACCUACAUGAUGGCUGCCGCCCGCGGAGAUCGGGUUAACUCAAUGAUGUCCACCAGAAGACGCCCCGAAACCGAAUCCCCAAAAUACGGAUACAACCUCUCCUCCCGCCCCAUGUACCGCACCACCCGCUUCGUGGGACCCGCCUCCUCAGCGCCCGCCCAGUUGCAGCUGCCCCAUCAAUCGCACCACCAGCAGCCAGGGGCGUUGCCGGUCCCACCUCCACUCGAAGAGAUUAGCGGUGGCUUGCUCGCUCCGUUUGCGCCAACCGCAGCGAUUUCUGUCGAACAGGCAGCCAGCUCGAUUCCCUUGGGAGCGGAAACCGAUGAGCGCGUGGAGGUGCAUCAACUUCAUUAUCCACGCAGAAGUUUGCAAAGGAUCCAUAGCCAUGGAAAUCAGGUUGAGGUGGAUGACGACGAGGAUGAUGAUGAUUUCGGUGGGGCUAAUGGUGAGGACAGCCAAGAGGAAGUCAUUGCUCCGGCUGAUCUGCAGCAGCAUCGACACAAGCACCACCAGCUGCAGAACCAUCGCCACCAACGACAACAGCAGCCGCACCAGCAGCACUCCAGUGAUCCCAGCUACGUGGAAAACGGCAGAAAGCUGAUACAGACUUCGACCUUGGUCUUCAUAAUGCGAAUGUGUUCGUGCCCUGCGUAGUCGCAUUCCAUCCCUUGACAGCUCAACAAUGUGGACCUACAUGAUGGCUGCCG